This is a messenger RNA of Tyto alba (common barn owl), 3166 nucleotides long. RefSeq names its product solute carrier family 6 member 11 (gene SLC6A11). The record is from RefSeq and is a predicted model, not a curated record. Gene Ontology annotation, biological process: sodium ion transmembrane transport; neurotransmitter transport. Gene Ontology annotation, molecular function: gamma-aminobutyric acid:sodium:chloride symporter activity. Lineage: Eukaryota; Metazoa; Chordata; Aves; Strigiformes; Tytonidae. The transcript is spliced from 15 exons. Gene Ontology annotation, cellular component: plasma membrane. The coding region runs from base 275 to 2137 and encodes 620 amino acids.
CAUCGCUGCGGGGAAGGCUGAGCAUUCGCAAAUUCCGGCUCCUGAGCGCGGGGAGCAUCCUCUCCGCGCCGGCCGGCCGGGCAGCAGCCGCCGAGCAGGAGGAGGCUCCCGGCUCCUCGUCAGCCGAGCGCUGCCCGCCCUGCCCCGUCCCUCCCGCGCAACCCAGCGCACAGCGGCAACCGGCGGAGCUCUGCGCGGAGCCGAGCGCUGGGCUGCACACCCCCCACCCUCUCCCGGCCGCGCAGGCACAGGCAGAGCCCUGGGCUGAACAGUCAUGACAGCUGAAAAGACUAUUCCUAUAAUUAAUGGCAAGCCAGAAGAUGCUUUGGACCCAGAAGCUUCAAGUACCAACCUCGUCCACAGAAAUGAUAAGAAAGUUCAUGAAAGAGGUCACUGGAACAAUAAGGUUGAAUUUGUGCUUUCUGUGGCAGGGGAGAUUAUUGGGUUGGGAAACGUAUGGAGAUUCCCAUAUCUUUGCUACAAGAACGGAGGAGGUGCUUUCCUCAUCCCAUAUGUGGUUUUUUUUAUUUGCUGUGGAAUACCAGUAUUUUUCUUGGAGACAGCCUUGGGACAGUUUACUAGUGAAGGAGGCAUUACAUGCUGGAGGAAAGUUUGCCCUCUAUUUGAAGGCAUUGGAUAUGCUACCCAAGUUAUAGAGGCACACCUAAAUGUAUAUUAUAUCAUCAUUUUAGCAUGGGCUAUCUUCUAUUUGUUUAACUGCUUUACUACAGAACUUCCUUGGGCUACCUGUGGGCAUGAAUGGAAUACAGAAAACUGUGUGGAAUUUCAAAAACUUAAUAUGAGCAACUGCAGUCAACUGUCUCUACAAAAUGCCACUUCUCCAGUGAUGGAAUUUUGGGAACGAAGGGUGCUAGCUAUAUCUGAUGGAAUUGAACAUAUUGGGAAUCUUCGCUGGGAACUUGCACUGUGCCUCCUUGCUGCUUGGACUAUCUGCUAUUUUUGCAUAUGGAAAGGAACAAAGUCUACUGGAAAGGUUGUAUAUGUAACAGCCACAUUUCCCUAUAUCAUGUUGAUGAUUCUUCUGAUUCGUGGAGUAACGUUACCAGGUGCUUCUGAGGGGAUAAAAUUUUACUUGUACCCUGACCUUUCUCGACUGUCUGACCCACAGGUGUGGGUAGAUGCUGGUACACAGAUAUUUUUCUCUUAUGCGAUCUGUUUGGGGUGCCUGACAGCCCUGGGAAGUUACAACAACUAUAACAAUAACUGCUACAGAGACUGCAUCAUGCUCUGCUGCUUGAACAGUGGCACAAGCUUUGUUGCUGGUUUUGCUAUCUUUUCAGUUCUUGGAUUUAUGGCUUACGAACAAGGCGUGCCCAUUGCAGAAGUUGCAGAAUCAGGACCAGGACUUGCAUUCAUUGCUUACCCUAAAGCUGUUACCAUGAUGCCUCUUUCUCCUCUGUGGGCGACUCUGUUCUUCAUGAUGCUCAUAUUCCUUGGAUUAGAUAGUCAGUUCGUGUGUGUUGAAAGCCUUGUGACAGCUGUUGUAGAUAUGUACCCAAAGAUUUUCCGAAGGGGCUACAGGAGAGAGCUGUUGAUUCUCGGCCUUUCCAUUGUGUCAUACUUUGUUGGCCUAAUAAUGUUAACUGAGGGUGGGAUGUACGUCUUUCAGUUAUUUGAUUCUUAUGCAGCCAGUGGCAUGUGCCUUCUUUUUGUUGCCAUAUUUGAAUGUGUCUGCAUAGGCUGGGUUUACGGCAGCAAUCGCUUUUAUGACAACAUCGAAGACAUGAUUGGUUACAAACCACUGUCAUUGAUUAAAUGGUGCUGGAUGGUCUUAACUCCAGGUAUUUGUGCAGGAAUCUUCAUCUUUUUCCUGGUGAAAUACAAGCCUUUGAAAUACAAUAAUGUAUAUAUAUACCCUGACUGGGGCUAUGGCAUAGGGUGGAUGAUGGCACUCUCUUCCAUGAUCUGCAUCCCUUUGUGGAUCUGCAUUAAGCUGUGGAAGACAGAAGGCACUUUCAUAGAGAAAUUCAGGAAGUUGAUUACACCUAGCUCAGAUCUGAAAAUGAGAGGGAAACUUGGAGGAGGAGCCUACAUUGCAGCAAUAAAUGACUGCGAUGCCAAACUGAAAGGAGAUGGCACCAUUUCAACCAUUACAGAAAAGGAGACGCAUUUCUGAAAGAACUAUCUUUUUUGUUUUAUUUUUUUGUAUGUAUAAAUAAAUAAAUAAAUAAAUUCACUUAAUUAUAGAGGCUGGCUUGUUUUGCACAGAAUUUUAUUAACCAGUUAAUUUUAAAGUGAAAAUUGUAUACUUGUUUAAAAGUGAUUUUUUUAAAUUACUAUAUAAGUAAUGAUUAUGUAAAAGAAAAAGAAAUAGUAUUAUAUGGUAUGUUAGUGAUGACUUCUUGUAAUAUGGUGAUUUCGUAAAUGUUUUUUUUAGAAGUUAGAGGGACCUGUAAAAUGUGCUGUAAAACUUUUCUACUUUGAUUUCUGGCAGGAGUAAUGUUGUAUAGAUAUAUGCAUUCUAAUCUGUAAGCAUUUCAGACCAUUUCAGCAUUUAAUGUAUGUAUAUAAAGGGGACCGGAAUGUCCUUUUGUUUAUAUUGGAAGAAAUUGUGAGGGGAUGGGGGGAAUACUUGUAACCGUUGUUGCAUAUUCCUGUCUAAAUGUGGGCUGUGUCCGGAGUCCACUGAAAUCAGAGGGAGCCUUCCCAACGGAGGCCAGUGCCUUUUGCACCAGGCUGCGAGCCCUUCUGGCCUUCCACAGGCUAGGCCAGCUGCAAGACCGAGUUUUGCACCCAAAAGGCUCUUCUUUGAGGGCAAGUUUUGUGAAGUCAACAGGAAGCACCACCUCAGCUGCUCUUACCGCCUUCCCUCCACCCUCCAUCUGCUCCAACAGGUCUAAAAAUGUGGUGGAAUGGGCCCACUUCUGAGUCACUGUUUUUUCUGGAGAUUGGAUAGAAAAUAUUUCAUAAGAGCUAUGAAUUUUGCUGCUCUUGUAACUCUCUAAAAUGAUGUGUACUGCUUCAGGAGACCUCUAACUUUUUCAGUUUCUUUAGUGUCUAGGUGGCCGGUACUUAAUUUUGUUGACAGUUCCCAUCCCCUCAAGUAAAAUGUGUUUGUCUAUGCUUGUACAAGAGGAGACCAAGGUUACUUUAUAUACGCGGCGAUGUUCUGAGGAAAACAAAAGCAUGUUUAGAGCUCUGCAUA